This is a messenger RNA of Racocetra fulgida, 1530 nucleotides long. The record is from the annotation of a GenBank genome assembly. NCBI's taxonomy places the organism in Eukaryota, Fungi, Glomeromycota, Glomeromycetes, Diversisporales, Gigasporaceae.
AUGGCUGGUUGCGAUACCCAAGAACUAAAUUUUAUAUUAAUUAGCUACCAAAAAACUGUCCGAUUAUCGUUAUCGUCACCAUUUCAAAAUGUAGGGCUGGUGAUUGAUAAGCUUAAUAAUGAGCAAAUAUGGGACGAAAUUGAUAGGAAAAACAAUCCAUUCUUGAAAUAUGUUAAUGAUGAAUUGGAUGCACUUGAUGAUUUUAUUGGAAACCAAGAGAAUGUUGAAAAUGAUGAUGACAGCGUAUCCAAUGACUCUAAUCAUGAUCUACUAGAAAACAAAAUAAUAGAAGAUCGUUCUAGUACACAUUCCGAAUUGUCGGAUAACAACAGCAUGGAUAUCGAAGAUGAUCUCUUUGAAGAGGAUGCGCAAGAUAAUGAUGAGAACAAGAAAGAUAGUGACAAUGAGAUAUUGAAUAAUGGUUUGAACGAUGAUUUUUUCAAUUUGGAGGAAUUUAAUAAGAGCACAGGAGAUGACGUUAACAUGCCAGAAGAUGAUGAAAUCGAUUACUUUGCGGAUCCUGAUGAUGAAUUGGCUGAUGAGUCAAAUGCCAAUGAUAUUGACAAUAGUAAGGAUGAUUAUGGGCAUGAUAAUGAAUCCUUGAAUAAUUUGGUCUACGAUCUAUUUGCUAAAGAUACAAGCGAUGACAAAGCUCUAAAAUCACCCUUCCAUAAAAAACAAGAAAAAGUGCAAAAACGAAUAGAACAGCUAGAAAUGGAGAAUAUUGCUGAUAAGGAUUGGACACUAAUGGGAGAGCCAGUUCCUGUUAUUACUGAAGAAGUCACUAUUAAGCUUGAAGAUAUGAUAAAACAAAGGAUUUCGGACGAAACGUUCGACGACGUUGAACGCAAGCAAGAUCCAAAUUUUAGGCCAUUUCUACCUUCAAAAUUAGUUGAAGUGUCAGAUGAAAAAUCGAAAAAGUCCUUAGCAGAGAUAUAUGAGGAAAGUUAUAUUAAACAAACAUCUGAUAUGCCAGAUGAGAAAGAUGAAGCGUUAAAAAAAGAACAUCAAGAGAUUGAGAAUAUGUUUAAAGAAUUGUGCCAUAAAUUAGAUGCUUUGAGCAAUUUCCAUUAUACACCAAAACCGCCUAGACCUGAAAUUUCUGUCGUUGCUGAUGUACCAGCCAUAGCAAUGGAGGAAGUUAUACCGGUUCAUGUUAGCGAUGGUACAUUACUUGCUCCUGAAGAAGUAUAUGAUAAGAAGAAGCAAGAAGUAAAGGGUGAUACUGAAAUGGAUUCAAAUGAGAAAAAACGAGCACGAGCUGCCAAAAAACGUUUAAAGAAGAAGGAAAAGAAAUUGAAAGAACGCGAGAAAAAACUGAAAUUGGCCGGAGCUGAAAUUUCACGUAGAACAAAUAACAAUCGAAAGACCCGGAGUGCGGCCGAUCAUUUGACUUCGGUACCAUUCCAACUAGAGACCGGAUUUGAACCGCUAGUAGACAUGGAUGAACCGUAUUUUUUAGAAUUUCACGUUCAGCCAAAUUACGUCGUAAAACAAUACUUGUCGCAUGUGACUGUGAAGCAAGACUAG